Paramuricea clavata is the source of this 4318-nucleotide messenger RNA. NCBI's taxonomy places the organism in Eukaryota, Metazoa, Cnidaria, Anthozoa, Malacalcyonacea, Plexauridae. The record is from the annotation of a GenBank genome assembly.
UAUGUCUUUUUUUGUAGGUUACUCACUUACUUGCGUAAGAAAAUUUUUCAAUGUAAGUGCAAUUUUUGUUUUUGUUUGUCAUGCAUGCAGGGCAUAUACUACGUUCAUGAAUAUUUAUAAUUCUUGACAGUAUUUAUAAUAUGUGCCAGUUUGGCUGGCUUCCAGGCAUUGCUAAAAGCGAUUAUCCUAAUGUUUUAAUAACCAUCAAUUGUUCAUUACAUUGGCAUCGAAGGAACUAGAUUCUGUUCCGAAAUAUCACUUACUCGAACCGACCUGACCGCGUAGCUCAGUUGGUAGAGCAUUGGGCUAGUAUUCCAAAGGUCGUAGGUUCGAUUCCCACCGUGGCCGGGCAUAUUUUUCAAGCUCGCCCGGUGUGGAUAUACACUCAGAGUAACAUCACAAACAUCAUAUUCACCUGAGUACACAACACCAACACAGAAAAAAAGUGUAAUUAACAUUUGAGAAUAUCGGAACUGGUGGUGGUGGUGGUGGUGGUAGUGCUAAUUGCUGUAAUAACUUUUUUAUAACAAUGGUUUUUAACACAGGUACUGGCUCAACUUGGUGCAGCUUUUUCAUUAAUUUUACUAAGUCAUAGUGAAUCAUUUCCACCCGCCCUGCUGCUCAUGACGUUUGCGAUUGGCAUGACUGGAUUUCAUAAUGCUGGCGCAAUGGUUAUGCCACAAGACAUCGCGCCUGAUUAUGCUGGAUCCGUGGCUGGGUUCUCAAAUACUGUUUCAACAUUUUCUGGUAGGUAUAGACUUCAGCGAUGACGUGCAUGGUCAGUAAACGUACAGAUUAUAAAUAACAUGAGACAAAUGAGGCCACUUAAUAUAAAUAAUUCUCAUCACUACACUUUGAAAAUGUCGAAGAGGCGGGAGGUUUAUAUGUUAUAUUUACAUAAUUUAUAUAUCAAUAAAUAAAAAAAUAAUUCCUAACAUUUAAUAUUUCUAUGAUUUCCAAAGUGAAGUGUCACAAACCGAAAUAAACUUAUUACAUUGCACAUUUCUGUCAUCUCCAACGUAAUCUCCACGAACAAUGACUGAACCCUUGAACUGAAUGUGAAGUUCCUUUAAAGUGCAAUGAAAUUUUUUUGAAGGUUCUGUUUGUUUGAAAUUGGCAGUUUAAAAUGGCACUAAAAACCCAAUAUAUAUAAAAUAUAAAAAACUUAACUUUCUUGAAAUAUUUUGUCGGGCGGUACAUUUAUAUUGUAUAACAAACGCGGCUCUUAAAAUACAGUCGGGCGGUAAUGAGAAUCAAGGAAUUUAUUUUAUGUGAUGGUCUAUGCUGCUGUAGGUAGUGCCAAUAGUAACAAUACUUCGGUUGAUAGAGAUGCAACUACCUGAAAAAUACUUAACAAAUAGAUAAGGUUUUGCCGUUGUUUGUUCAGUUAUAGAUCAUACACAGUAUGACGUCAUAAUGUGGGAAGAACAGAAAAGUGGGCACGAGCCGCCGAUGCGAGUGGGUCACUUUUUUGUUCUUUCCACAUUAUGAUGUCAUACUGUAUAUCUAUAACUAAACAGACAACGGCAAAAUCUUAUCUAUUUGUUUUAUAUAAUAUACAGAAAACCCCCGAAUUAAACAGGUAAAUAGCUUACUUUUUAUCCACCCAAACAUUUAGAAAUUUGAAAAAAUCGAAAUUUUACAAAUAUCACGCGUACAUGAUCUAUACAAAUAAGGGAAUGCUAUUCGCUACCUUAGGUCCAUGCUGUGUUGUGAUUGGCUGCACAGAACAAAGAGUUUUGUGUGACGUAAUUGGACAACUUGCAUGUUAGACUAAAUUUUAGUCUAAGUAAAGAGAAGGGGAUCAAACACCACAGCUAAAAAGAACAUAAUGAAAUUAGUAAAAUUGCAAAAUUUGGUUGCGAAAUGUUGUAAAGCUUGGAAAAUAUAGUCUUGCAAAGUUCGCAAAUUUUGUAUAUGUUUGUAUUACGUGCGGAAAAUGUUACCAGUUUCGGCUCAAAAAUGGUAACAAUUUCCGCACAAAUACAAAAACAUAUACAAAAUAUGCAAACUUCACAAGGCUAUAUUUUCCGUAUUUUACAACAUUUCGUAACCAAAUUUUGCAAUUUUACUAAUUUUAAUACGUUCUUUGCGGGAAUUUGCUUUUUUGCCCAGAUCAAAAAUUAGUCUAACAUGCAAGUUGUCUACUCCGUGCGUCUGUCCUCUAAUAGAUCAUGGCUCUCGACCAAUGAAGGCGCUUGAAUUUUUAACGUUAUUGUAUAAAAGGGAAUUUCGACGUUUCGAGUGAGGGACCUUCGUCGGGAAGUAAGUAUAGAGGCUAUUAACUUCCCAAUGAAGGGCCUUCGUUCGACACGUCGAAGUUCUCCUUGUAUUUGUCAGGUAAUUGCAUCCCCAUCAACCGAAGUUUUGUUAAAAAUAAAUUAACCCAUUCAGUGCUAGCCCUGCUGUUCCUUAAAAGACGCACGGGCUGAUAGUCUGAUUAACUCACAGGGUGUGCCAGCACUCUCCCAUGACCAGUCAAGUCGUCUGUCGUUGGACAACGUUAAAUAAAGUAAGGCGCAUUUGAGAGAGCAUUGUCGCUUAAAGAGUUAAUCUACAAAUUGAAAGGAUAUAGAUCUCGGACCUGAUAACUUAGAGGAUAACUGAUAAACUUUCUGUUUCAAUACGAUUGAUUACCAAACUUUCUUGCGCAUACAGCAUUUGAACUUUGGCGAAAUUACUUUUCUCAUAUUUCGAAUACCCCUGAAAAAUGUCCUGCAUUUUUGAACUUACGAAGGUCUACGAACCCUGUAUAAUAAUACUGAUUGAUAUACAGUAAUAUACUCGCAAACAAUGACGUUCUUUCCAAAAAUGCACUUUUAUGCAAAAAAAAAUGCUGGACGGAUAGAUUUGUAGGCUGAAGUCAAAAUAUAACUGAUCGAUGUAUAUAGAUAGACAACUUGGUGGGGUAGAAAGGGGAGGGAGGGGAUACACCGAGCUGGGUAUUGACCAUUUGUUUUAUCGCUCUUCUGGUGUUUUCAACCCUAAUGUGUUUAUCUUCUUUCCCUCACAGUGUUUGGUGCUAUAUAUUUUUCUGGUCAAGUCUUAACCACCUCUCAAAGCUGGCCUCUAUAUUUCAACGUUGUAGCUGGAGUGUGCAUCAUUGGCUGUGCAGUGUUCACGAUAUUUGCCUCUGCUAAGAAGAUCGCAUAGAGAUUGAAUAUGGUGGUCACGUAAGUUCAAUUGCGUUGAGUGGAAACAUAGUUCUAGUCAAAUCUGGGUUCAUACAAAAAUUUGAAGAUUUUGGAAUUUAAAACUAAAAAUUAUAUGCCUUGAAGUCGGUCUGUAGCUGAAGGUUAAAAUGUGAGAAGUCGUUGCAAAUCGUAUAUGGAUGUAUACUACCACGAAAAUUGCAGUGCGAUUUCUCAGGCUAUAAGAGAAAUGCUUUCUGAUUACUUCUGAAUUAAGAAGGAACAAAAAAUAUGUUUUCCGAACUUUAGCUGUUGUAAUAUUCUAGUAUUUUAGUAAUCAUUAUUAUUAUUUCUUAUUUAUUAUUAAUCAUGCAAUAUUUUAGUCAAUAGGUAAGAUUUAUAAGAAUGGUCAUAUUCAUGAUGCUCAUGCAUGAAUUAUAUAAAUGUUUACAUUCAUAGACUUUUCCCACUCAUGCAGCUUUGGGACAAGCGGUUCGAAGUAGGUUAUUUCUAAUGGCAAAUUUGAAAAAGGGUAAAUUAAAUAUAGUAGUAUAACACAUUUCACCAAUUAUUUUAUAGGGGUUUUGAAAAUAUACAAAAUAAUCACGAAUGUAUAUGAAAUGCUCAUUUUAUUCUUGAAUGUAUAAAAUCUUCUUAAAAGUACAUAGAAUUUUUCAUAUGAAAAUAUAUCAUCAACAGUUUACAUUACACGUCAAGAAAUAGAUUCAAUUUCGUUUGACCAUGUAUUCUUAGCUUGCCCAAAAAGAUGUUGUCAGUUCUAUAAAAUGAAAAAUAUUGCACGGACAUUUUUUAAUAAUUGUUUUACGUACUGUAUAUAAAUAAUACUGGAUAAUAUACAAACUUAUAUUUGCAAAGUUAGUAGAUAAGUAAAUAUGAGUAAACAAACAAAUAAAUAAAAUAGCUAAAUAAAAUAAUGUGAGAAAAUUGCGCAAAUUUGCCAAAACAUGCAAACUUAAUUUUUCUGAAAAUUAAAAUUUUCUGUUAUAAGCCAAACGCAGGUGACCUUCUGAGUGGCAGCCAUACUUGAAGAGGUGUAGGGUGCAAAUUAAAUUUCUAGUAACAUGCAUAACAGGUGCUUCAUCAGAGUAUAAUUUCACACAACGAUACCUAGUAAAUCCCACUGGGAUGUGGCGUUAGGUAUUUUGUGGCGUUUACAUGCGUGGAGG